Messenger RNA from Aspergillus homomorphus CBS 101889, 852 nucleotides. RefSeq lists its product as uncharacterized. The transcript is spliced from 2 exons. Bases 1 to 852 code for a protein of 283 amino acids. The record is from RefSeq and is a predicted model, not a curated record. Lineage: Eukaryota; Fungi; Ascomycota; Eurotiomycetes; Eurotiales; Aspergillaceae.
AUGUCCGAGUCCGAGAGCGCCGAACUUUUUACCGAGAUUAGCGCCGCCCUCGAGCAGGUCAACCCUGGCUUGUCAGCGGGAGGUGGUAGCAAUCCGGUGAUAUCUAAGUGUAAGGUGGACAAAUACAUAUGCCCACGAGUGACGGGUGUGGGCGAGCCACUAUGCAGCAUGAAAGGAGACGGCGUGGAGUUCAUUCAGGGCCGCAUUCGUCCCGACAACGUCAACCACAAGCCGAUCAUCGAGGCCAUCCUGAUCCAAUCGAGAGGGAUCCGGCCUGUGCGCCCCUGCACGCAGAUCCCAUCCGAGGAGCGCAAGUUCCCCGUGUCUAUCCAUGUGCCGAACAAGUUCCGAGGCAUCUGCGGGAACUGCAAGGCGUCGGACCGUAAAACGAACUGCGAGGCUAUGGAAGAUGGUUCAAUAGCGGCGCCGCUGCUUCGGCCGAAAGAUGCAUGGUGCCAUCUCCUGUUCGAACCACGCGAUUCCGAUGACCAUGAGCCCGAUCCUUCCGUCUGGAUAUGUCGUCGGAACCCUGCGCCACGUUCCCGCUCCAGAACUCAUGCUUUGGCUAUCUCAAACCGUGCUCGUUCUCUGUCCGUGCCGUCAAAGACACCAGCCGCACUGAACCGGCGCAAAACAACCCGAAGACGGGCUAGAACGAUCGAGACGGAUCAUAUUCCCGAGCGCGACGCCUCGAACUGCGAGAGUGACAUGCAAAGGCCAUAUUUCCGCAUUAGACUCGACUUACAGAGAGGCAAGAUGGACGACGAACUAUCGAAUUUGCUCCACACUGAUGUUGUAGCUGUGGGUUCGAUGGUCGGUGCUUCCGGCAUCGGCGAGCGAUCUGCACUUUGA